This is a messenger RNA of Electrophorus electricus (electric eel), 1624 nucleotides long. It is a transcript of the gene taf10, whose product is annotated as TAF10 RNA polymerase II, TATA box binding protein (TBP)-associated factor. Gene Ontology annotation, cellular component: nucleus; transcription factor TFIID complex; SAGA complex. The record is from RefSeq and is a predicted model, not a curated record. Lineage: Eukaryota; Metazoa; Chordata; Actinopteri; Gymnotiformes; Gymnotidae. Gene Ontology annotation, biological process: transcription initiation at RNA polymerase II promoter. Gene Ontology annotation, molecular function: promoter-specific chromatin binding; RNA polymerase II general transcription initiation factor activity.
CACAAAACAGUUGCUAUUUUCACGUAACUCGAAAAGGAACGAAAUCCGUCAAAAUUUUCUGAGGGGAAAAUAGCUAGCUACUGACUUUCGUUCACGAGAUCGCAGACUUUAAUUAGAUAAGGAAUCGCAUAUUUACCAAAGUAUAGAGACUGUGUAUUUAAGACCUUAAUUUAUUUAGUAACUGGGUAUUUUUUUUUACAAUCUUCAUAGAUUAGCUAGCUUGCUAGCUAACUAAAUAAAUCCGUAAAGUAACUGCUAACGUUUCUUAGCAGACAUGAAUGUCGAUACUCCACAAACAGUUACUAAUGUUAGUGGGGGAACAGCAACAAAUUCCUCCACGUCGAGCAACACUAGCAACUGCGUACCAAAUAGCAACUCUGCUGCAAAUGUCAGUAGUAUACCCUCAGCUGGAACCAGCAAUGUUCCAACGUCAGCAGCAAUGGCAACACCAUCUUCGGACUCCUCCGUUUCAAAUGGGCUCUAUGUGCCCACUGGAAUAGCCAAUGGUGAUGUGAAGCCUGUCAUAUCAACCACACCACUUGCUGAUUUCCUGAUGCAGUUAGAAGAUUAUACCCCCACAAUCCCAGAUGCUGUUACAGGCUAUUACCUCAAUCGAGCAGGUUUUGAAGCAUCAGAUCCAAGGAUAAUUCGUCUGAUUUCUUUGGCGGCCCAGAAGUUUAUCUCAGACAUUGCUAAUGAUGCAUUGCAACACUGUAAAAUGAAAGGCACUGCUUCAGGGAGCUCCAGAAACAAGGCAAAGGACAAGAAGUACACCCUCACGAUGGAGGACCUGGCUCCAGCUUUAUCAGAAUAUGGUGUCAAUGUUAAGAAACCCUACUACUUCACAUAAACAACCAAAUCAUGAGAUUAACAUGGGAUUUAAGCUUCAAUGAGUGGUACCCACCCCUUAGAGACUUAUUAUUAUUAUUAUUAUUAUUAUGAUUAUUAUUAUUGUUGUUAUUAUUAUUAUUAUUAAUAAUAAUAAUCAUAAUAAUAACUAACUAUGAAAACUAAUAAUGGCAGACAAAAAAGGUCCAGUUUUGUGUGGACCUUUGGUUUACUUAGCUAUUUUGUAUUUUGUUUAACCAUGCCUUUUGUUUCAUUAUAUGUUGGUAACAUUGUACUGACAAAAAUAAACAGGAUUUAUUUGUCACUCUCAUUUUCAUGUUAUCUGUCUUUUUGUAUAGUUCAGAAUAUAUUACUAUGCUAGAUUUACUGUUUUACACAAUAUUUACGAUUGGUAAAACCUUUUUGUUUGUGCCUAAAAGGAGGAAGAUUGACCAGCCAAUAAUUUUCAUCUCACUGAAGGACAGAUGCCUAAAAAUGAUUGAGAUGGUCCAAAUGGCCCAAUUAUUAAUAACUUUAGACAGUUUUACUAAGGAAAGAAAGACUUGUUUUUAUGUAUUAGUGACGGGCAGUUUUACUUUGUUUACUUGAGCAUAUCUUUUUCUCACCUCUGUUUUGUGUCUAAGUUUCCAUGCUAUAAGAGGACCGAACUGCUUAAGUAUUAAUAGAAUUGGAAGCAUAUCUCAUGUUUCACUCACUGCCUAAUAGCUUUGGUUACCAGUAUAUCAAGAUCAAGGGGUUGAUCUUUUACUAGGUAGAAAUAAAACUGAUGACAAUA